Molecule: messenger RNA, 1101 nt
Organism: Clarias gariepinus (North African catfish)
Lineage: Eukaryota; Metazoa; Chordata; Actinopteri; Siluriformes; Clariidae
Exons: 1
Coding region: 3-977 (324 amino acids)
Biological process (GO): G protein-coupled receptor signaling pathway; sensory perception of taste
Cellular component (GO): membrane
Molecular function (GO): G protein-coupled receptor activity
Source: RefSeq, a predicted model, not a curated record
UCAUGCUGAGUACCGUGGACCAGAUUGGGAUCUGGGUCCUAACUGGCCUUCUAGCCAUUUUUACAAUCUUUUCUAAUAUCUAUAUCUUACUAGUGAACCAGCGAAACUGCAGAAAAAAUCAUCUACAUCUUUGCCCAGGUGACACUAUCAUGACUAGUAUAUCAAUGGCUAGUAUUGGUCAUCAAAUCCUCGCUUACUUAUGGAUGAGUUUAAUUCAGGUGGACAUAAAUUGUAUGUAUGACACUCUGGAAUCCAUUCUACUGAUGUUAAUUUUCUCCCUAAAAUUCUCAAUAAUGUGGACUACUGCUUUUCUUACAUUUUUUUAUAGUACUAAACUUGUGAUCAAGCCUAUCCAUUGCUACACACACAUUCAGGAGGUUAUUCUUAAGCAUGUUCUCACCGUGUUGGUUGUAAUUUUUGUGUGCGGCUUUACCAAUUGUCUGCCAGUUAUAACUGUUGAGAAAUUUCACAAUGGUAGUGAGGGAACGACUGACUGUGGUUCAAUACUACCAGAUGGGGCUGUGGGACUCAGCUACAUUAUUUAUCUUGUAGUCAUUGCAGACAUUGUUCCAGGUAUAAUAAUGAUCAAAUGCAGUAUCUCCAUUUCAUAUCAUCUGUCUAUCCACCUCCGCCACAUGAAGGAAAGCACCAAUGGCGCUCAUGCUCCCAAGCUGGGUACUCAAAUGAGGGUGAUCAGGAUGAACCUUACUUUGGUGGCAGUGUUCCUUUGUUUUCUGGUUGUGGAUCUUUAUACUCAGUCCACAGUUGUUUUGAAAAGUGAAAACACCAUGGGCUUAUCUGUUCUUUUCUCCACAAUUUAUACAACAGUCAGUGGAUUUGUGCUAAUUUAUGGAAAGAAGAGCUUCUGGAAAGAGUUUCUUCACUGGUAUAACCUAUUUUUAGAUGAGUAUUCUUGUUUAAGUGGUAUGAAAGUACCAGAGAGUAAAACUGUGAUGCACACUGCUCCAAAGCACUGACUAAAUAUUAACAUAUUGGCUAUAGCAUUAUAUCCGGCUUAAGUAGCACAGUAAUGGCCAAAUUUAGUUAUUUGAUAUCUUUUUGAUAUCUGGUUUAUCUACAAAUCCAUAAUGCUUGUGUAUA